AAAUUACCAAAAUGCCCCACGUGAGCCGUACGGUGGCUGUUCGGUAUACGAACUCUUCCCCUGCAUCGGCCGACAUGUGUCUCCGUUUGGACGUGCUCUGACAGAAUCCUAACCGCGGAUCUGGUCAGAGCUCCAGUUAACAAUGGAGAACGCCGAUGUGUUUGGUUCGUCGACGGCGCCUCUGACUUGGCACGACUUCCUCGAGCGAAUGCGCCAGCCUUCGGCUGCGGAGUUCGUCAAAGCCAUAAAAAGUUUCAUAGUAUCAUUUUCAAACAAUGCUCCAGAUCCAGACAAGGAUAGUGCAACAGUGCAGGAGUUUCUUGGGAACAUGGAAGCUGCUUUCCGGGCACAUUCACUUUGGGCUGGCUGUUCUGAGGAGGAGCUAGAGAGUGCGGGAGAAGGGUUAGAGAAAUAUGUCAUGACAAAGCUGUAUCUACAUGUUUUUGCCUCACAUCCUGAAGAUGUGAAAGUUGAUGAACAACUUCAUGAAAAGAUGGCUUUGAUUCAACAAUUUAUCCGGCCAGAGAAUUUGGAUAUCAAGCCAGUCUUUCAAAACGAGACAUCAUGGUUGCUUGCUCAGAAGGAGUUGCUGAAAAUCAAUAUGUACAAGGCGCCAAGGGAUAAACUUGUUUGCAUUCUUAACUGUUGCAAGGUUAUCACAAAUCUUUUGCUAAAUGCCUCCAUUUCAGAAAAUGAAAAUCCUCCGGGAGCAGAUGAUUUUCUCCCUGUCCUAAUAUAUGUCACAAUAAAGGUAA
Molecule: messenger RNA, 755 nt
Organism: Cuscuta epithymum
Lineage: Eukaryota; Viridiplantae; Streptophyta; Magnoliopsida; Solanales; Convolvulaceae
Source: the annotation of a GenBank genome assembly